AUGCGAGCUUUGUCAGUGAAGAACAAGCUCGGGUUCAUCAAUGGUAGCUGUGUUAAACCAACUGUGAAUUCACCUCAGUCACGUCAAUGGCAACUAUGUGAUGAUAUGGUAACUUCCUGGAUCUUAAAUUCCCUCACUAAGGAGAUUUCAGAUAGUGUGGAAUAUGUUAAUGAUUCAGUGGAACUUUGGAAAGAACUUGAAGAUAGGUAUGAUCAGACUAAUGGAGCAAAGUUAUAUCAGAUACAGAGGGAAAUUAAUGAUCUCACACAAGGUAAUUUGGACAUCACUGUCUAUUACACUAGAAUCAAAAAGCUUUGGGAAGAAUUGAAUACUCUGAAUAUGAGAAAUCAGUGCUCUUGCACUUACACUUGUGGAGCCAAGGAUGGGCUACACAGAGCAGAACAUGAUAGACGUUUGGUACAGUUUUUGAUGGGGAUGAAUGAGGCAUACACUGUGGCUUUCUCUUUACUGAUCCAAGAGGAGAAACAGAGAGAAUUUAGACCUUCUAGUCUAAUUCCUAUGGAGUCAGCUUCUUUGAGUGUAAAUACUUCCAAUUGUAAUGAAAAGGGACCAGCAGGAAGGAACUACAAGACAUCAUUCUCCAACAACAACUAUUCUGGAAGUAACAGUACCUCAGGAAAUAACAAUAACUAUGGAGGAUCCAAUUAUUACUCAGGCAGCAGUAGUAAUAGGAAUGCUAUGUUUUGUGAUUUCUGCAAAAAGACGGGAUAUAUCAGGGAGAAAUGCUACAAGUUAAAUGGAUAUCCACAAGGACACAACAACCAGGCUAACAGGAACAAUGGAUUUCAUGCUAGAUAG
This is a messenger RNA of Solanum verrucosum, 819 nucleotides long. RefSeq lists its product as uncharacterized. The coding region runs from base 1 to 819 and encodes 272 amino acids. The record is from RefSeq and is a predicted model, not a curated record. Lineage: Eukaryota; Viridiplantae; Streptophyta; Magnoliopsida; Solanales; Solanaceae. The transcript is spliced from 2 exons.